Messenger RNA from Aspergillus melleus, 321 nucleotides. RefSeq names its product glutaredoxin family protein. NCBI's taxonomy places the organism in Eukaryota, Fungi, Ascomycota, Eurotiomycetes, Eurotiales, Aspergillaceae. The record is from RefSeq and is a predicted model, not a curated record. The transcript has a single exon. Bases 1 to 321 code for a protein of 106 amino acids.
AUGUUUCCCACUCUCCGUCUCGCCCAGGCCGCUCGCGUCACGCUCUUCACUCGCGCCGGCUGCGGCCUCUGCGACACCGCCAAACACACUGUGACGCAGCUGCACAAGCGUCGCCCCUUCGACUAUACCGAGACGGAUAUUCAGCUGCCGGAAAACAAACAGUGGAAGGAUGUCUACGACUACGACGUGCCGGUGCUGCACGUGCAGUCCGUCAAGGGACCGCAGACCACCGACCUGUCCGAUCCGAAGAAGCUGUUCCACCGGUGGACGGAGCAGGAGGUGGAGAAUCUAGUGAACGAAGCUGAGAAGAGCUCUCAGUAA